AUGCCUGCCAUGCAAUUUUUACAUACAAUCCUGAGAAGACCCCUCCUGGUCGCAUCACAAGCCAAGAAUCCGCUGUCUUCGCAUAUCCACAGGCCCUUCUCGACAACAGUAUACCGCGCCAUGUUCACGACAGAAUUAUCCGAAGUUGAGGUCUCAUCCCUGAGAGCCAAUAAGGAGAGACUUGCAAAUGACCUCCAUGAGUCCUGUCAAUGGGGAUUUGGAAUUCGCUGGGGAGAUGGAUCAACCGAUACUGGAAUGCAGCGUCUCGCCAUAUCUGAAGAGGACAAGAGUGUCCGGGACUGGUUCAUUAAAACUAUGAAAGGCCUCAAGUGCGAAAUCACUAUCGAUGAAAUGGGCAACAUAUUCGCAGUCCGUCCUGGUCGAAGGACAGACGUCCCAGCUACAUUUAUUGGCAGUCAUCUUGACACACAGCCCACGGGAGGACGCUAUGAUGGAAUUCUGGGAGUCUUGUCGGGUGUGGAAGCUAUUAAGAGGAUGGAUGAACUGGGUUUGGAGACCGAAGGAGGUGUGGGUGUUGUUAACUGGACCAAUGAAGAAGGAGCCCGCUUCCCUAUCAGCAUGAUCGCGUCCGGCGUCUGGGCAGAGUGCAUUCCACUAUCACAAGCCCACGAGCUCAAAGAAGUCCCCACAGUGGCUUCAUUGCCUACGGCUAGUUCGGCCCCAGAAACGAUGAAGAGUGCUCUACAGAAGAUCGGCUACCUCGGCAGCGUGCCCUGCUCAUAUAAGACCACUCCAAUGGCAGCUCACUUUGAAUUGCACAUUGAACAAGGACCCCAUCUGGUCUCCGCGGAUCAGCGGGUCGGGGUGGUCACGGCAGUGCAGGCCUAUCGCUGGUACCGAUUGAAUGUAAUCGGGCGAGACACACAUACAGGAACGACGGCUUUUGAGCAUCGCGCAGACGCAUUGUAUGCAUUUGCUCAGAUGAUGGUGCGCGCCCGAGAGGUCGCUGCUUCCAAGGGCUGCCUAGCUAGUGUUGGAAUCGUUGAGGCGAAGCCUGGAAGCGUCAACACCGUCCCCGGCACUGUGAGCUUUAGUUUGGAUAUUCGUGGGCCUGAAUCGGCUUUGGUGGUCGAGGUGGAGAAUCAGCUUCGUAGUGAUUUUGACGCCAUUGCUGCCGCGGAAGGCGCUGGCAUUGGCAAGCCUUGCCGAGUGGAAUGGACGCUUGAUUUCGAUUCGCCGGCUGUCAAAUUUCACGAAGACUGCAUUGAUUGCAUCCAGGAGUCUGCAUAUGCUGUCGUAGCGGAUGCACCUGUGACAGACACGAAGUCUUUGGUGAGAACUAUCAUGAGCGGUGCUGGUCAUGACAGUGUCUUCACCUCAAAGCGGGUGCCGACUAGUAUGAUCUUCGUUCCAUGUAAGGAUGGUCUUAGCCAUCACCCGGAGGAGUUCUGUUCUGCAGAUGACUGCGCCACAGGAGCGUCUGUCAUCCUGCAAGCGGUGGUGCGAUAUGAUCGUAAGAGAUUCACCAAAGGCUAG
Penicillium verhagenii is the source of this 1497-nucleotide messenger RNA. RefSeq names its product M20 family metallo-hydrolase. The record is from RefSeq and is a predicted model, not a curated record. Lineage: Eukaryota; Fungi; Ascomycota; Eurotiomycetes; Eurotiales; Aspergillaceae. Bases 1 to 1497 code for a protein of 498 amino acids. Gene Ontology annotation, molecular function: hydrolase activity, acting on carbon-nitrogen (but not peptide) bonds, in linear amidines. The transcript is spliced from 3 exons.